Eriocheir sinensis (Chinese mitten crab) is the source of this 3937-nucleotide messenger RNA. It is a transcript of the gene Pka-C3, whose product is annotated as cAMP-dependent protein kinase catalytic subunit 3-like. The record is from RefSeq and is a predicted model, not a curated record. Gene Ontology annotation, biological process: protein phosphorylation. The coding region runs from base 1017 to 2057 and encodes 346 amino acids. Gene Ontology annotation, molecular function: protein serine/threonine kinase activity; ATP binding. The transcript is spliced from 8 exons. NCBI's taxonomy places the organism in Eukaryota, Metazoa, Arthropoda, Malacostraca, Decapoda, Varunidae.
UCUGUCAGUAAUCGCCACCACGUCAGUGAGGGGUGAGCCUGCCACUGCUACCUAGCAAAAAGUUACCUCGCUUCCCAUAAAACUGAGAUCCUGAUUGUUCUUAAAGUAUGGUCGUUGGAAGAACCAUGUAAUCGCGCAAUGAAAUCCGCAUGUUUGUAAAGGCCGUGAACGUUCCCCGCAGUUUGGGAUACCGUAAGAUCGUUGACAUUACCAGGGGUGAGGGAGUGUGGCCGCCUUCUGUCCGUCGUGUGCACCUGCAAGUUAUAGUUCCUGUACCGCGCCCGGGUCUGUCUCAGGUGUCAAAUGUGAGACGCCUAACGGAACUUGCUGGCCCCAUCUUGUCAAACCUUUCGGCACCCAAGUACACAUUUUUUGACAAGGCUUUCGUGGGUGUGUGAGGCAUUUCUAGGGAGAGUUUAAUGGCCCUAGUGGUACUGUGACCCUUCUUCUGUACCAUUAAUGUGAAAAGACACUCAUGAGAACCCGAUUAACCUCCUUUUCACUAAUACAUAGGUGACAUGAGAGGUGGAAGCGUGUGAGAAUACUGACCCUGGACACGUCACCCACGCUGUGUAGGAAGGGCGAGGAGGCACCGAGGAGGCGGCACACUUACAACAUCGAUGUGAACUGAUAUGAUCGUGGUCUCGCGGGAUGUGAUCAAAAGGCAGACAUGAUUUUAAGACGGCAAGUCCGAGGCAGAUUCUUAAUGUUCACCAAAAUCUGUAAGUUCAUCCCUGCCUAGACAUUCUUGGUGUUGUUUGAUCAGACAGGAACACUGCAUUACCCUUCCGCACCAAGGCUACGUCGGGGAUGACCUUGCAGCAGGGACGUUGAAGCAUCGGGGUGCAAUACAAGCAAAAAAGAAGGCUGAAGCGGCACCUCAGCAACUUCCCGUAAAUGACCUUGAGAACUCGGACGUUUUCCCAGCCCACAGCAUCGCCAAGGUAGUACUGUAGUGCCAGGUGGGGCUUGGAGCGGGGACCCGAGCGGCGAGGACCAGGAAGCAAGUGGUCGUCAUGUCUAGUGGGCGUGCGGGUGGGCGGCGGCGGGUGGGCGCGCAGGAGGUGCCCACCGCGGCAGCGAACGGCGUCGCCUCCCCCAGGCAGUACUCCCUGCACGACUUUGACAUCGUGAAGACUAUUGGCACGGGCACCUUCGGGAGGGUGUGUUUGUGCAGAGACAAAGUGACUUCACAAUACCUGGCCAUGAAGAUCCUCGCCAUCACUGACGUCAUCAGACUCAAGCAAGUGGAACACGUCAAGAACGAAAAGAACAUCCUCCUGCAGGUCACACACCCAUUCAUCAUUGACAUGUAUUGGCACCACAGCGACAAUCGCUUCUUGUACAUGCUGUUCGAGUAUGUGUGUGGCGGGGAGCUCUUUGCCUACCUCAGGAACGCCGGGAAGUUUCCUCUAUCAUCAGCAACAUUUUAUGCAUCAGAAAUUGUCAGUGCCCUGGAAUACCUUCACUCUCUCAACAUCGUGUACAGAGACUUGAAACCUGAAAACCUGCUCCUGGACAAGGAUGGUCACCUUAAAAUCACAGACUUUGGUUUUGCUAAGAAGUUAACUGACAGGACUUGGACAUUGUGUGGCACCCCAGAAUACCUCGCCCCUGAAAUCAUCCAGAGCAAGGGCCACAACAAGGCUGUGGACUGGUGGGCACUAGGUAUUCUCAUAUAUGAAAUGCUGGCUGGAUAUCCUCCAUUCUUUGAUGAAAACCCAUUUGCAAUAUAUGAGAAGAUCUUGAUGAGAAAAGUGGAGUGGCCUCGGCCAAGCUUAGACGCCACAGCCAAGGAUCUUCUUAACAAACUGCUUGCAAAGGACCGUACAAAGCGCUUCGGAAACAUGAAGAAUGGAGCUGAAGACGUAAAGCGACACAGAUUCUUCAAGAGUAUUGACUGGGAAGAUGUUUAUGAGAGAAAGCUGAAGCCACCCAUUGUACCCAGAGUGAGCUAUGAAGGAGACACAAGAAAUUUUGAUGACUACCCUGAGAACAACUGGCAGUCAACGCAAGGCGUCUCGGAAAUGGAGUUAGCCAUAUUCAAUGAUUUCUAGGUUCAUUUUUCAUGAGAGGAUGUAAGUCUAUUCAUUACUCAUUAUUUUUAUCAGCUACACAAAUUUCAUGGCAAAUGUACAUAGGCCAUAAUGAACUUCAUAUUUUCAUCUAAAAACAAAUGCAUGCUACUCAUGAAGGCUAGUAUACUGAAGUUGCACAGAAGUUAAGCAUGUGGGGUAAGAUAUUUAGUAUUUACAUAGAAGAAAUUAUAUUUUGUAAAUGAAUAAGUCACCUCCAUACAUGAUCUAAUGCUAGUCUAAAAGCAGCAAGCUUCUGACUGUUCUUGUCGAGUAAUUCCAUGUCUAAAGUUCCCCAAUAAUUUAUGAGGAUUUACAUAGAGCUUCACAUAAUAAUAGUCUGCAACUGUUUUCAGGUACAGUCACAGUGAGUCACCACAUUAGCAUUAUAUAAACAUAUUUGUGUUUGGAUACCUAAGUUGAAUAUUAUAAACUAUGAGUUCAGAACAAAUUAAUGACUGUUGCUUCAGACUUGGUAAAUUACAUAUGGAGCAGGGGCCGGGUGGCUUAGUGGGUAUGGGGCUUGGCUGGUGAUGGAGAGGUUGCAAAAUCAAUCCCAGCAGCUCAUGGCACCUUCUUAGUGAGAGAGGCAGCACUCUCUAGUAACCCUGGCAGAGCUACAUGGUCUUGGCUACCUACAUUGAUUCAGUCACUGUUUUACUUAUAAAGCAGAAAUUCCUUGAACAGAUUAUUAAUCCUUUGAUGUUGAUAAUAACCUAAGAGUGAAUUUCAAGUAGCAACAAGAAUUCUGAAGUACUGUAAAAACUAUGUACAGGUAUCCCUCAUAUAUCACAGUUUUGGAUAUCACAAAUCUCCUACAUAGCAGUGAUAUACAAAAGAAAAUAUAGGGUAUCUCAGAAAUUUUUCAUGCAUCGCUGGCCUGUGUUUUGAUUGGUGAUGCAUCACAGGGGUUUUGUGGUCCCAGUUGGGCAUGAUAUGGAAGGGAUAGGUGUAUACAGGAAGUGGAUCCUUGUCAUUUCUGAGGAUCAUGCCCAAACAAGAACUCACAAAUAGCAAAUUAAAAAUAACAUCUCAUGUGGUGUGAGGGAAGUAAAUUGUAUGGGUAAAAUAAAAUAACUACAUGCUUGAUUUAAUAAGGUUCCAUAAUUUCUUCUUACAAAUCUCCAUAUGUUCUUAAAUGAUUUAAUUUGGCAUGUGACACUUUCACCCAUUUUGAGAAUGUGGUCAAAUAUGGGUUGUGGAAGUAAACAUAAUCAUUUUAAGUUUCCUCCUGUCUCUCUUGUAGAGACAGGAGGAAAUUUUAAAUGAAUAUGCUUACCUCCACAACCUAUGUUUGACCACAUCUUCAGUAAUGCAGCAAAUGUAAUCACAGUCAGAACUGUGUCGUGGGAAGCACUUCAUUCAUAUAUGGCUGUUUAGUGGCUUAAAAUACCAUGCCAAAUUUGAAUCUCCCCACCUUUCUCCAUUUAUUUCUUAGCACUAUGGAAAAGUUGAGGAUUCCAUAUCAUGAAAUUUGCCCCAUUUUCUCCAUUUUUUCCUUACGGACUAUGGAGAAGUUUACGAUUGCAAAUCAUGAAAUCAUGAAUGGCAAGGACCCAUUGUUUACAGUAUAUUAUCAGAGACCAUUGAUAAGUUUAAGUUUUGAGCAGUCAGUCCUUUUACAGAGCAAGCUGAAAAGUGUCUGAUUUAUGAUAACUGGAGUUGGACAUCCAGUUAGACAUGUUAUGCAAUAAGAAAACAGUUUGACUCACGGUGAAAGUCUGACUUUUGUUUUUCUCACAAAGUAACUUAACACCUUUGUGAGGGAAACAUGGGUGAUGAGUUGUGCUGGUGCAACACACACACACACACACACACACACACACACACACACACACACACACACACACACACACACACAA